AUGGCUCAACGCGAUAUGCGACACACAGCCACUCUUAAGGUUUUUGGCACCAUCGAGAUCCUAGAGGCUAUUCUUCUACACCUAGAUCCUAAAGAUCUUCUCCUCUCUCAGCUGAUCAGCACGCGCUUCAAAUCAAUCAUUUCCACGUCACCAGCCAUACAACAACGGCUUUUCCUUUCUCCAGCUCCAGCCAGCACGCCUCCGCAACUCAACCCCGUGCUCGCAGCUCUCUUCCCUGUGUUCUUCUCCCUAAAACGACCGGUUGAUAUAAAUCAGUUCUAUCAGCUACACGACACUAUUGGGAAACAAGAGUGGUACAUAAAUGAGUUCCAGCGCCACAAAUUGCUGCGACCAGAUGCAUCGUGGCGGCGAAUGUUUCCUUUGCAGCCUCCUGCCAAGCUCGACGAAAUAAGGAUAUUUUCCUACGAUUGGUGUCAAGCUCAAGCCGGUCGCCGUACUCGUGCAAGACUUGGCAGAGACCUUCAACCCAUGCAAGAGCCUGGCAUUAGAAUGGGCUUGCUAUAUGACCUAGUAGUGCAUUUCAACAAAUUACACCCAGACCCGGAGUUCUACGUCCAUUGGGAAAUGUUUUCGCUGCAACCUGGUAAGGAAGAAUGGCAGGAGGAACGUAGUCCCUAUGAUGACGGCAUGGGAGCGGUAAGAUCUGAUUAUUAUCCUCUCUUCUUAAGGGAAAACUUGAACGAGGGACAGCAGAAACUACAGCACAAGAUUACAUUGUACUAUCAACAUGAUGCUCUCUGCGGUGUCACUGAACCACAGCCACUUUUGGAUAUUGAUUCAACCAUAACUUCGAUGGCUGAGAAGAAUCCCACGGGAAUGCUUCAUUUUGUCACAGAUCCAAAUAUAGAACUAACCCAUUGGGAUAUAUAUAUCACAGCAGAAGAUGUAGAUCGGAUAAAAAGAGACAGAACAGAAGAAUGA
Clonostachys byssicola is the source of this 942-nucleotide messenger RNA. Lineage: Eukaryota; Fungi; Ascomycota; Sordariomycetes; Hypocreales; Bionectriaceae. The record is from the annotation of a GenBank genome assembly.